This is a messenger RNA of Plasmodium cynomolgi strain B, 4388 nucleotides long. RefSeq lists its product as hypothetical. Lineage: Eukaryota; Apicomplexa; Aconoidasida; Haemosporida; Plasmodiidae. The transcript is spliced from 4 exons. The record is from RefSeq and is a predicted model, not a curated record. The annotation marks the transcript as partial.
AUGGAUGCAUCGAAUGAAUCUCUUCCAAAUGAGGAUAACACAGAUGAAGAAGCAGAACUAGGGAAGCAAAAAUACAAGGAUGAAUUAGGACUCUCUCAAAAUAGCAGUGAUGAGAAGGCAAUUCGGGUAAAUAAAAAUGUAUACAGAAUUAUCAAUAUUGGAGGAAGGGAUGGAGAUGAGGAUAAAGAGACUGUCAUUAGGAGGAUAGCGCAGGUGAGGAAGAGUAUGAUGAGGGAGAAACAGGCAGAGGUCGAGGUCCAUGGGGAAGAAGCGGAUGAGGCAGGUCAGGCAUAUCGCACAAAUGAGGCAUAUCGCUCAAGUGAGGCAUAUCGCGCAGAUUCCUCGGAAGGGGGAUCUCCGCCCCACUACGACUCAGCAUGGAAUGUGUCCAAAUUGAGGGACCUACACACGGGCAAAGGAGGACCCCCCCCCAAGGGGGCAUUCAAGGAAGACCCUCAAGGGGAUAGAGGUCACAACCGAUUUAGCGAAGGCCACUAUUUGAGGCAGAAUGAGAAGUUCUCUCGGUACAACAGUGACAGGAGAGUAAAAUACAUGCAAGCGAAGGACCAGGGGGGGGACAUCUACAUGCAGAUCGACCGGGGCGGUGACAACUAUGGUGAGAGUAACUACGGUGGUGGCGAUCAUGAUGAGAGUAACUACGGUGGUGGCAACUAUGAUGAGAGUAACUACGGUGGUGGCAACUAUGAUGAGAGUAACUACGGUGGAAGCAACUACGACGGAAGCAACUACCAUGAGAGAAACUACGAUGAGAGCAACUACCUGGAUGAACCAUCCCACUACAGCUACGAGCACACCAAAGAAGUGGAACCAAAUGGGAAUGCACAAUUUAAAAAGAGAAAAAAAUAUAUGUCCCUUUCGAAGCAACCCGGACAGGGCACUGCUGCCGAUGCACAAAAAUGUCAAAUCAGUGAGAAGGAGGAUGAUGUGAGCCACCACUACCUACAUGGAAAUGGAUUGCACGAGAAGAAACAGGUUAGGAAUAGCAGACCGUUUGCAGAUCUCCAACAGGAUAUAGACCGAGGGGGGGCGUCAUUCCAAGGGAGCGAGGCGAAUGUGGAUCUGAGUGGCAGCACCGAUGGAGGGAUGGACCAUGUUGAGGAAGAAGCCUUCAAGAGUGGAGGAGGAGCCCCCCUGCGCGGUCGAUACGGAGAGAGCGGAGAAAUGAGGGAGAGAAGGGGGAGAAGCGAAAGGAGGGAAAGGAGCGAAAGGAGCGGCAGCGGUGAGAAUGCCAACCACCGCGCUUAUCGCUUCCAGCAGUACAGUGGCAUCGCAAAAGGCUGCCACCGCGUCGCGCGCGUGAGGAGAGACACCGGAUUCAGUGCCGACGGAAAUGCGAACCCCGCAGCGGAUGAGAGGUAUGGCAUCGACGAAGGGGAUGGCGAAGGGGGCGGCGAAGGAAUCCACGAAGGGGUCGACGGCUCGAAGCAUUUGCAAGUGAAUAAAAGAAUGCACCAUGUGAACCAGCAAAACAGACACGAGUACCUACACGGAAAUGUGCAUCCGCCACGAAGCAUGCACAUUAAUGGCUAUGAUAAGACACAGAAGGGGAAGUACCACCAGGGGAACUACGCCUAUGAGGAUGAAAGCAUGAUGGGUCUUAAACAGGAUGAGUUAUUUGCGGGGGAGGGGUAUCCUGUGCGUGAGAUGCACUCAGGGGAGGAAGGAGGCGCAACCACGUACUUUAGAAGUGCUCAUAGUAGGGGUUACAAAAAGGAACGUGGAGAGGAGGAUCAGGAUAAGGAUGGGGAUGAAGAACGGGUGCAUGAAGGGGCUAAUUAUAAGAACGGCAGGUAUCGAAAUGGGAGGUACCCAGUAGGUGUGUGGGGGACGAACCAAGGUCGGAUGAACGAUCGCUACCGUGUGGGAGAGAACUCGUUUACGUACUGCGAUGAGCGCAGCUCCAGUAACUCGCACGCGUAUCAUCGAAGUGAAUACGUGAGUGGGAUGAACCCGUCCUAUCGAAGAAAAGGUUCGAGUGAAAACCAGAUAAACGCAUACGCACGUGGGGGAAAUAGGAAGUAUGACGAAGGGCACAGUGGUGGUGAUCCGCACGAUGGUGAUGAUGGGUCUGGUUCGUAUGUCGGAGCCCAUCCCGCGGCUGCACCCGGGGGGUCCAACUACCCGAGCGAUUACUACAGUGGUAAGUAUGCACACCAAAGGUUGAACAGUCACUCGAAUGGAAAACAUAAUGCUGGGAGCCAUUAUCACAGAGAGUACAAUCGUAUUCACGAGAGAAGUAGCUAUGAAGGGGAGGAGGAGUAUUACGAGGAGGAGCUUCAUCCUCAUCACGGGGGACUCCCAUCAGAAGAUCACGCAGGUUAUUAUGACCCACGUGCCAUGUCAUACGAAGAGUACGCAGAGUUACAGACACACGAUGAUCAGAGGUACGCCUUUUCCAAGAGGACCCCUCCAAGCAGUCAAAACGGAUAUCCAGCCGGUGGAGCUUACCAGCAAAAUGAAGGAAAUAUUUGCACCCUCGAUGAUCAGAAGACACGAGACAAUGAAGACGACGUAGAUGGUGAUGACGAUAAGGUUAACAUAAAUAGGGAGAGUAAUCCCCCCACGGUGGUAGUUGGUGCUCGUGUAUUGACUGAUAAAUCGACUCACGCGUUAAGUGACGUUAAGGAAAAUAUGACAGGGGUGAUUGUGGGGGAUGCAGGACAGGUCAGUGAAGGCGCGCAAAUUCGUUCCACCACUGGGGGGGGAGAUAUGCCCAUUGAUAAUGCCACCAAGGUUAGUAACGCGGCCGUGGUUGGGAACGCUCUCCCGUCGCAGAUCGUCACGCAGAGUACCACUCAGGGCGUUCCUCCCGCCGUGCAGGCAAACCAUCCAGCCAAGGAAGCACAGCCACAACAAGAAGUGCUACCACAACCGCCGCAGCCACAGCAAGAAGUGCAACCACAACCGCCGGUGAAGCGCAAGCGGGGGAGACCCAGAUUGAAGAAAACUACCACCCCUUCGGAGGAGGCCCCAUCGAACGACUCUCAAAGCAACGCGCCAGCCGCGCAAGCAGGGGCCGGCCCCACCGUGCUGCUGAAUAACCAAACGGGUGCCCCCGCCAGUGGCCAGAACGGCAACGUGAGCAGUGAACAGAACCACCCCACCCUCUACAGUAACAUGGGCUCCCUGAUGAACCCUGCCUAUAACAACCAAAUCGGUAACCCCAAUGCUCACAUGCAAAUAACAGUGGAACAACCCCCGAGUUACCAGUUAGGAGGACCCCCCCAGGUGUUAGGGCACCCAUCAGGGCAGUUACUUGGACAGCCUCUAGGACAACCGCUUGGACAGACGCCGGGGCACCCACUGGCGGACCCGCACAACCCGAUGAACCAGUUAAGCCAAAUGAACCCCUUGAGCGCGCAACUGGCGCAGCAGAUGGGUCUGCCCCUCGGACAGCACCUGAUGAACCCCCAAGUGGGCAACCAUAUUGGUCACCAAAUGGGGCAGCAUAUUGGACAGCAGAUGGGGCAGCAGAUGGGGCAGCAAAUGGGGCAGCAGAUGGGGCAGCAGCUGAGUCAGAUGAGUCAGAUGAGCCAACACAUGAAUCAGCAGAUGGGGCAGCAGCUGAACCAGAUGAGCCACCACAACGGAUACCUCCUCCCAAACAGAACGAACAACCACUUUAAUGCAAAAAUGAACGACGAUCAGUACAACCAAGCAUACGGAUCCUUCGAACCAGAUGCAGCAAGUCAUGUAGAUCCCAAUUUGUGUAGCAGGAAUUUUGAACAUAUGAGAAACAACAGAGACAAUAUAUCCUACGAGGGAGACGAUAGAGAGUACCAAACGAAUAAAAGAAGGAUAACGAGAUCUAAUAAUGGAAGUGGGUCGGAGGAGAGGCAUUCUGAAAAGGAAAAUAAAAAGGUACAGAAAAGACGAGGGAGAAGACGAAAAAAUGAUGUGGAGCAAGGAGACACACAUUAUAAAAGAAGCAACAGUAGUAGCAAUCAAAGUAACGUGAACCAUGCAGAAACGAAGUCGGUGGACUCGUAUAGAAACAAAUCUAAUGGCGAUAGCAACUCCAGAAGUGAGCACAGGACGGAUCAGGACUUCUCCACGUUCGUGGAUGAGAACAACAAGGUCGUUUCGUACAGAGUCGCCUACAGCCCCGCGGACACGGUGUGGGAAAGGCUGUCCGGUGUUAAGAUCGGCCCGCUGAUACUGACGGCCCAAAGCAGAACGACGAAUGUCAUUUUGGCCAAAAACAGAUCCAUCGAGCUCGGCAACAUAAACCACAACCUCAUAUAUGGCUACAUUUACAAAGGCGACAACGUCAGGCUGACCAUCGGAAAGGAGACGAGAUCAGUGAAGACGGGCUCGCUGUUCUUCCUGCCCAGCUACAACGACUGCAGCAUACAUAACGAUGAUGA